AUGGAUGAUACGCUGGUUAUGGGAUCGGAAUCAAAUACAGUAAUAGGAGGUGGCACAGGCGGAGGGGGCGGAGGAUUCAUAGCCUCUUCUCUCCCCUCUCCGCCUGCAUCGUCAGUCAACUCGAACUCUACCGUCACGCCGAGUCUCCCACAACAAAGAAAACAGUCCCUGAGGCCAGGAAGUGCCAAAGAGAUGACAGUCAUAAACUUUGUCGACAGUCACAUAAUAGCCAUAAACCGACGCCACGCAAAAAAAUUCAGUAGUGCGUUCGCUGAGGACGAGUGUGAGGCGGACCGUGGCUAUGAGAAUUUCCGGGAGGUUGCAAAGGACAUGGAAACGAUCGUUGAUGUGCUUUGGGUUAGUGGGACUCUCCUACUAAAUACCUACCUCCCGGACUUCCCUUUUUCCGCACGGGCGACCUUUAAACUUAUCAAUAAACUUGACACCAUUUUCGCUUCUCUGCUGCUUGGGAAAGACUUGCAAACCGGUAAUCCAUUGCCGGGCUUCGAAGGCAAGCUUGGAGUGGUUUCCAUGACAGAGAAGGUGAGGAUUAAGAGCAUUGCGGAGAGCACGCGGAUUAUUGUUGUCAGUGCGCAAGGGAAUGAGGACGGGGAAGGCGGUGUAUGUAUGGAUAUAGAUGACGACGAUGAUGACGAUGGCGAUGCGGAUUACGAUAGUGGGCAGGGGGAAAGGCCGGGCUUUGAGGUUUUUGGGGAUGAACUUGGGAAAUGGGAGACGGAAUCCGGGAGGGUAUAUGAGAGGACUAUUCAGAUAUUGGGCGAUGAGCUAGGGAAGCAGGAUGGGUAA
Molecule: messenger RNA, 807 nt
Organism: Histoplasma capsulatum G186AR
Lineage: Eukaryota; Fungi; Ascomycota; Eurotiomycetes; Onygenales; Ajellomycetaceae
Exons: 2
Coding region: 1-807 (268 amino acids)
Cellular component (GO): transcription factor TFIIH holo complex
Source: RefSeq, a predicted model, not a curated record